AUGAAAUGUGAUGGUAAUGAUAGUAGCUCGGAUGAUACCACCAAUAUGGAGUCAUCAUCCAUCAAUGAUGUUCAAAUUACCACAAGGAAGAAGAAGCGUGGGAUUAUCGAAAAGCGACGUAGAGAUCGUAUCAAUCGUUGCUUACAUGAAUUAAAAAGAUUAGUACCGACGGCAUAUGAAAAACAGGGAUCAGCAAAAUUAGAAAAAGCCGAAAUACUGCAAAUGACAGUAGAUCAUUUAAAGUAUCUAAAACUUCAUCUGAAAGAAGGCAGAGAUGGUGUUGCACAUUAUUAUGGAAGAUCGCCAUUAGCUGCAGUGGAUUAUAAAGCAUAUGGAUUUUAUGGUUGUGCAAUGGAACUCAAUCGUUAUAUAUCUGAUCAUCAUGGAAUCGAUUGCAGCGAUACAUCUCGAGUACGUUUACUAAAUCACUUAGAAUCAUGCAUGAAUCAGCGCUUUUCAAACUGUUCUUGCUCCCAAGAUUCUUUACCUCCAGUUGGACCAGUAGCUUUUCAUGCAAACCCUCAACAAUCCACGACUUUUUGUGCAACUGCUAUGCCAGUACAGCUCAAUCUCAUGGCAAAUGAGACUAUGAAAGCUGCUCAUAUUGGUUCAAUCCCACUUGAAAAUAGCAGUUUAUGCUCACGAAUGCCUCUACAUCCUAGUGUUAUUACGACUGGCAUAACCUCGCAUCCUGGCUUUCCUAUGUAUUCUCAACAAAUAGCUCCUAGCAUGCCGAUUACAUAA
Molecule: messenger RNA, 744 nt
Organism: Trichoplax adhaerens
Lineage: Eukaryota; Metazoa; Placozoa; Uniplacotomia; Trichoplacea; Trichoplacidae
Exons: 5
Coding region: 1-744 (247 amino acids)
Biological process (GO): anterior/posterior pattern specification; regulation of neurogenesis; regulation of transcription by RNA polymerase II
Cellular component (GO): nucleus
Molecular function (GO): DNA-binding transcription factor activity, RNA polymerase II-specific; RNA polymerase II cis-regulatory region sequence-specific DNA binding; protein dimerization activity
Source: RefSeq, a predicted model, not a curated record